GCACGGCGCGUUUUGAUGGCGGAACUCUUGAAUCGGUGCUGUUGUUUCCGCCCGGACCCGCAAAGCUCCGGGACAUGGCGUGUACAGUGAAGGUGUGGAAAGCGCUGGCAGGAUGUCAGCGGCAGCUGCUGCACGCCGGGGCCGCCGCACCGCUGCCUCACAGGAUCCUGCCUGCCAGGACGUUUGCAGCUGUCAAGGCGAAGAAGAAGAGCGCCAAGGAGGAGCCGGAGAAGCCGGCCAAGAAGGAGAGGAGGGUGGUGGACGAUAAAGACAGACACAAACCGUUUGGAAAGACUGCCUGGGCGCCCGUGGACGACGUGUACAUCAACCGCUACUACCCCCGGACCGUGCACGGCGCGGCGGACGCCAUCGACAAGCUGAAGCUGUUCCAGCGGCUGGACUUCACCCCCCAGGACCAGCCCGUCUACGUGGAUCUGAGGCUGGACAUGAAGCUGGAGAAGAAGAAAAAGGUGGAUCCGUUCGUCAGCACGGUGCAGCUGCCCCACCCCUUCAAGACGGAGGCCAACAGAGUGCUGGUGUUCACCGAGGACGAGCUGCAGGCCGAGGCCGCCCGGCAGGACGGAGCGGCGGCGGCCGGAGGAGCGGAGCUCAUCCAGCCGAUCCUGGACGAUGAGCUCUCUGCAGACUUCUACCUGGCCGUUCCAGACAUCGUCUCCAAACUCGUGCCGCUGAAGAACAAACUGAGGAAGAAGUUUCCAAAGAGCAAGAGAGGGUCCGUCGGCAACGACAUUCCCAGAAUGUUGGCGCUCUUCAAACACGGCCACGAGUUCAUGGUGGAGGACGAGUGCUACGUCCGCACGCAGAUCGCCACGCUGGACAUGUCCGCCCAGCAGAUCUACGCCAACCUGCAGGCCGUCCUGCUGGACGUGGUCUCCCACCGCCCCGCCCACAUGGGACCCUUCAUCGAGCGAGCCAUCAUCUGCAGCCAGACCAGCGAGGCCGUCUGGUUCCACGGCCCUGACGUCCUCCCCCAGGAGCCGGAGGAGGGGGAGGCUCCGCGGCCCUGACGUUCUGCUCACGCUGUGCUGAAUAAAGCUGUUCCCCCGGUCUGAGCGCUGCUGCUGUUUCUUCAGAG
Molecule: messenger RNA, 1096 nt
Organism: Salarias fasciatus (jewelled blenny)
Lineage: Eukaryota; Metazoa; Chordata; Actinopteri; Blenniiformes; Blenniidae
Gene: mrpl1
Product: mitochondrial ribosomal protein L1
Exons: 9
Coding region: 75-1028 (317 amino acids)
Source: RefSeq, a predicted model, not a curated record